AUACCACUCUCUCUACCUCCUCAACCUAUACCCAGACUCCUCUACUCUCUUCUAUUGCCCCUCCGCAUUUCGUCAUCAGUCCCGAGCACUCUCAACCAGGCGCGACAUCCAACUCACCAGGCUACUCUCGACGCUACCAGGCAUGGCAGACAGCAGGCCAUACCAGACACGAGAGGGCCUUCCCUCAGGCUACAUCGCACAAUGGGACGCAACAUACAAGACCUAUUUCUACGUCAAUGAACACUCAAGCGACAAGACACCCUCGUGGCAGCAUCCAACACCAGGCGCUCAUCCACCUCCACCACCUCCUGCGUCUGCCAGUACAGACGAACCCGGCGCGCCUCCCUCUUACGAUGCAAUCGGUGCGACUGGCGGUGUGGGCGCAGUCCCACCAGUCCAAGCAUCUCAGCAUUUUCAGCAGCAGCAACAAGCAGCACAACGGCAUCAGUCCUCAGGCGCAGGAUCAGGGCCCGGUUAUGGUCCUGGUCAAUCUGCCUCACAUCCAUGGGGUCAUGCGACGUAUCAGCCGCAACCGCAACAGCAGAUGCCAUAUGGUGCUGGGUAUCCGCCACAGAUGCAGCAAGGGUAUGGUGGACAGCCUGGCUAUGGCGCCUAUCCACAACAACAAGGGCCACCGAUGCAACAGCCGUACCAGCAACCGCAGCAACAAAGUCGAUUCGGUGGAGGCGGUAGGAUGGGCGGUGGUAUGAUGGGUGGUGGGAUGAUGAUGCCGAUGAUGCUGGGUGCAGGCGGUGGAUUACUCGCAGGCAGCUUGAUUGGUUCUAGCUUUGGUGGCCAUGGUGGGUACAAUGACCAGCAAGCGUAUCAAGAUGGAUACCAGGAUGGCCAGCAAGAUGACUUUGGUGGAGGUGGUGAUAUGGGAGGAGGCGACAUGGGAGGCGGCGGCGACUAGGGUCUCUGCUCUCUGCUCUCUGUCUCUCUGUCUGUCAGACUCUGUCUACUCUGUCUUUGUCUACUCUGUCUAUACUCUUCUCCUUGUACAUCCAGCUGUUUGUGACUGUUCUCUUUCGCGACUCAACGCGACGACCCAGGAAGCAACAAAGCAGCAAGACACGCACGCAUCCACGAAGGGCCUAGGUCGAUUGCAGCAAUAUGGAGAGAUGUACGCU
This is a messenger RNA of Protomyces lactucae-debilis, 1130 nucleotides long. RefSeq lists its product as uncharacterized. Lineage: Eukaryota; Fungi; Ascomycota; Taphrinomycetes; Taphrinales; Protomycetaceae. The record is from RefSeq and is a predicted model, not a curated record. The transcript has 2 exons. The coding region runs from base 143 to 913 and encodes 256 amino acids.